AUGAUCCUCGAUGAUGUUAGGCUUGGCGAAAAUGUGAAUGACAGAGAAAGUAAACAGCAUCAUACGAUGAUCGACAAAAUGCUACGAAAUCGUGAGGCUGAAUUGCAGAAAUAUGCCGAUUUGCAGCGCAAAUUGCAUGCUGCGGAAAAAAUCGAAAUCUGCCGUAGGAUAAGAAGUGGUACAGCAAUUCCAAAUGACUGUCAUCGAGCAAAGCCUUCUCGUAGUCUCAGUCGAGGUGGACGAUCACUAUAUUGGCGUUAUAUAAGAAGAUUUCGAAGGCGGCGAUCUUCCGCCAGCACUGAUGACAAGGAUCUGGUGCAAAGAAUUGAAGCGGAAAACGAUGAACCAAUGUAUGAGAAUCCAUCAUUAGUUUAUAAUAGACUGUCGACGAAUAUACUUAAAUAUCGAUACUUACAUAAGUUGGAUGACGAAACAUUAGCCGUUUAUAUGGAGCAAUUGCGUCGUCAAUUAAACCGUUUGGAACGCUUCCGUCAAGUUUCAUUUGGACCAUUUUCAGUAGCACGUCAUCAAAAUGAUCCGCAAAUGUCGUGGUUCUUCAGGCGCAGGUCACUACCCAGUUUGACCGAUACUACGCCUACCACUACCAUUACCAAUACCACUACUACCAUUACUUCUUCUGCUACACAAAGCAAUAUUUAUGAACAGCCGACCUUGAGGAGCACCCAAUCGUUGAAUCAACAUCGUAGCCGUUCCAGUAAACCACAAUCAUCACGAAGUGGUGUAUCCGAUAACUCUUACGAUAACUAUUCGCAGUCCAAACGACAAUAUAAUACCGAGAAUAAUGCCCGCUUACCUCCUGUUUCUCGAAAAGUAAAAAGCGGCCAAGCAGCAAUCAACGACAACAACGUUAUCAAAACACCACGUGGAAGAAAAUCAACACCAAUAGAAGCGAAAAAGGUUGCUCAAAAAACAACAAGAACAACACCGACGGGACAUAGAACUGGUCAGAAAAUAAAGCCGAGAAUCAGUCCAGAAUUAACUGAUUUGCAGGCGACAAUUUCUGCUACUCCUAAAUUAGUCGUUAAGCCGCAAAUGGAAUCAGUUAAGCCCGGGAAUGAAAGAUCUCCACUAAAUUUCGAUGAUGAACGAAAAAUGUAUUCGGACGUUACUUCACCGGAAAAUAUAGAUUUGAGAACCGGAAGAGAAGCAAUGUUUGAGAAGUCGGUUUUGCCACUAGAUCAUUCAAUAAUGCCGGUAGAUGACGAAAAGAGAUCUCAAUCGAAUGUAUCAAAGCAAAUGGUUGAGGAACCAAAAAUCGACCAAUCGAAAACUAAAAAUGAAAGAAAUUCGGAUUUGCCAUUUGAUUUAUCACCAGAAACGUCGAAGAAGACGGAAUUAGAAAUGAUUGAUACAGUGGUCGUUUCCGAAAUUCCUCCUGUUUCCAAAUGGACAGCAUCUGAAGCAGCAGAAAAUCUUGUGAGCUGUGAAACAUCUUUUGAUUCUUUGCAGAAUGAAACUGACUCGCAGGAAAUGAUAUUAUCCGAAGAGAUCGAUGAGGACCAAAGUUUAGCUGGAAAUGGGAUGGAGACGGAAAAUAAGCCUGAAAGAUUGCUUACAAGUGAAAGUUCAACUGAUGAAAGGGAAACUGUACAAAUCGAUAAUCAACAAGAUCGACUCCAUCAAUUAAAAGAAACUUUCAGAAGAUUAUCAACAGAAGAGUUGAAGCUCGUAGAAGAGAAAAUGGCUGGAGAAUUUGAAAAAACUGAUGAAAUUAUUUCGUCACCGACAGCAGUGUUAGUAGCAGAAGAUAAACUAUCAGAAAUAAGUAAUGCUGAUAUAUCCGUUAAAGAACCUGAGAUAACGCCUACAGGCGACAAUACUUUUCUGUAUACUGAAACGGAAAACCGAAAAGUAUCGAACGCAAUUGAAUGCGAUGUAAAUGAAUUUGUCGCAAUUAACGGAAAAAUUUUGGAAGUAUCGCCACAAGGAAAACUGGAAGGACAAGAUUCCGUUGUGAUAUCCGAAAUCUAUUCAGUAGAUCCAAAGGAGGGAAUUCCUGCUACAGAAAAGAACCUGGCAGAAGUAGUGGAAAACCGUACUACAGUGGGCAAAAGUUUGCUGUCUUCUGCAGUAUCUCCGGGAAAACUUAUUUCGGUUGAAGAGCCAGAAGGAGGGGUAUGUCAUACAGAAAUUGAGUAUUCAGGAGGACAAGAAUUUUCUAAUCAUCAAGUCGGGCUAAUGAAGAUUAAAUCUGAGGUAAAUCAAGACCCAGGAGAACAUGAUAUUGAGAGAUUGUCCAAAUUUCCGAAACCAAUUCUGGUUUCGGAAACAUCUGUGACAAAGGAUGACUCAUUAGAAUUGCCGAGGUUGGAAAUUUCUUUUGAACAAUUACAAGAUUCCAUGGGAAAUGAGCAAAAGAUAUCGGGUGAUGAACAUUUGAGUGAAAAAACUGAAAUUACAAGUAGUGCAACAGGAAUGGAAGAAUUGGAAUCUGCGAAAGAUGCUUUCCAGCUGGGAAAAUUUCCUGAUUGUUUCGUCGAUAAGCAGCUAAAAUACCAGGAAAAAAACGUUCCAGAGGAAAACAAGGUAACUGAUGGAAGCCUCGCAAUAAAAAUUCAACAACCGGAUGCUAAAAACUCAAUAGACGGUCUGGAAUCCAAUGACAAAUGUCAUACUGACGAAAAACCAGAAUCAUUUGCUUCAGUGUUUGAUGUCUCCGUGAAUGAUACGUCUUCAGUUGAAAAUUCCGAUUCUAAAAUCAAUGAGGAAAUUUUCCAAAAUAUGGAAUUGCAAUGGAAAAUGAAAGAAGUAUCGGAAGGAAUAGAGGUUUCAGAGGCAGAAGCAAGAGCCGAAAUAGAAAUUACAAACAACACAAACGAAAAAGUCAACGAUGUCUUGCAAACGGAAUCAGAAGAGCCAGAAUCAUCUGGAGACGUUUCUGUCACUCAUAUAUAUGUGAAACGCUCAGAGCAUAAUGAUACACUGGUUGAUGAAAGUAAAACCAAAACAGUCUUGGGAACCAAGCCAGCCACUCCUGAAAUAAUUGCAGCAGGAAAAGAAAGACUCCCUGAAAUAAUAUUAUUGAAUCCUGAAAAUCUGGUAAUUGAGGGUCUGACGGAUAAUUCGGAGCCUGUGAUCUCUGGCACACAGGAAUCCCAACCGUUCAUUUUAGCUUCACUUGAAACAAUGAAGCAAGAAUCGGAUGGUCAAGCAAAUGCUCUCACUUCCAGCACUUUGAAUACAAUAACUUCAGGUGCUGAUCAUUUCUCCGGGAAAGAAUAUCGAUCGAAGGAGAAAGAAAGCAGUGAUAAACUUAAUUCAACAAAAGUAGAAUCUGAAAUAUCUGAAAGCACCGAAGAUUCACUGCUAUCAAAUGUUCUGAGAUCAGAACAGUUACCGUCGGAAGCAUUCGCACGUGAAAGCUCGGAAGCAGUAAUUGUUGCAGGAAAGUCUAAAUGCUGCGAAGAAAUCCCGAAAAUCGUGGUUUGUAAUGAUGAGACAACAGAGCCUGAUACAGAGACAAUCGAUCACUUCCAGAUGGAAGCUAUUGCUGAAACAUUGGACCAACAAGAACAGCUGUUGGAAAAAACUAAAGAAAUAGAGGAAUCCGAAAUAUCCAAGGGUGAAGAAGUGAUGACUUCGAUGGGAAAUGAUGCUCCGGAAGAGGUGAGUGACGGGACGCAUUCGAUUAGAAGACAGCUGAAUGAAUUUUUGGAACAAUAUAUGCAUGAUAUGAUACAAAAUGUUGCGCAACUAGCUGGUGAAAGAAUUGAAACAAGUAAAACAUCGGAGAAAGAAACCGAAGAAGUGGCUAUUCAGAAAACAAGUGAAAGUCAACGUAUAGUAUCUGUUCCGGAAUGUAUCUCUGAAUUUCCAUCUCAGUUCUCAGAGAUCAAUUCUCCGAAAUCAGAUUCUGAUGAAGAUUUGCAAAAACGCGUUGAAAAUCUUCUCUCUCACGACAACAUUCUUUCAUCCAUGCAUCCAGCCAAAGCGAAUAAUUCUGAUGAGAGAACGGAAACAUCGGAAUCACGGAGUACUGCCAGAGAGGUGAUCACUAUCUCACAUCCUUAUCAUACUGAUACUACAGGGAAAUUUGAAGGAGGACAAGACAAUUGUGUGUUAAGUGAACACAGAUCAAAUGUUGAACAUGAUAUCCCACCACAACAAAUAGGAAAUAAUGUUGGUGAAGAAUUAACUGAUGACACUGAUCAUUUUACACAGGCAGAAGGAUGUGCGCAAGAAAUGGAACUUGAGAAAUGUAAAUUAGAAUCAGAAAUUCCUCAAACCACUGCUGGAUCAUCCACUAACAGUAUGUUGUCAAAAUAUUAUUAUAUUAUCAACGGUUUAACCGCAGAUGGUCAACUAAUUUUGAGUUCCGUAAAUGAUUCAAUGCUAUCAUCUGAGGAUAAAUUCAUCAGUUAUUUUGCACCGAACAAAGAUGCUUGUGUGAGUGUUAAUGAGAAAAUCCCUUUGAUUACUGAUACAAACGGAAAUCCGGAAAUUAAAGUUUGCGGUAUGCAAAAAGUCUCAUCGGAAGUGUUCAAUGAAUCAAAGAAUAUUUGCGCAGCUGAUGUGAAUGCAAAUAUUUCACAAGAAACAAUCCAUGUGAAACCAAUAAAAGAUGAGCAAGAGAUGGAAGAACAUAACACUCUAACUAGUAAACAUCUAUUGCUGGAACAAAGUAAUGCAAAAACAGAAAAACAUGAAGUUAUCAAUGCUAACAAUGAAAUAAUAUCUGCUCUUAGCCAAUGUCAAGAGCAACGGAUGAUGGAUUUCAAUAAUGAGAACACUUUAUCAGCUAAACGAGAGAAACCACAAAAGAUGAAUGGAUGGGAUGGGAAAUUGAACGACGAGAACGAAAAUAGCAAUUCCUGA
Molecule: messenger RNA, 4836 nt
Organism: Loa loa (African eye worm)
Lineage: Eukaryota; Metazoa; Nematoda; Chromadorea; Rhabditida; Onchocercidae
Exons: 11
Coding region: 1-4836 (1611 amino acids)
Source: RefSeq, a predicted model, not a curated record